Dimorphilus gyrociliatus is the source of this 1426-nucleotide messenger RNA. The record is from the annotation of a GenBank genome assembly. Lineage: Eukaryota; Metazoa; Annelida; Polychaeta; Dinophilidae.
UAUAGAUAGCUAAUUUAAGUUUGUUUUUACAUAUUGUUUUUUGAGUUAGCUCGUCGAGCGUCUCUUCUUCAUAGUUUUCUCUCAAAUAUCUUUCCUUAUCUCUCUUUCUCACUUUCUUUCUCAUAAACUUGCUCCUCUUCUAUUUCUUUCAUCUCUGUGCUAAUUGCAGUUGGAUGUUUGAAGAAUGAAUAAUUCAACGAAUACAAAUUUUACGGUUGUUGGUGGAGGAACAGGAGGAAGUAAGACUGACUGGAGUUGGGAAGUUUUUCGCUUGGGUUCCAGUGCUAUUGCAAUUUUUGGAAUAAUUGGCAAUUUCUUCGUCAUAUUCCUUAUGCUUAGGAGUCCGGUUAGACGUGUGAGAAUUCCCAAUAUGCUUAUCAUCAAUCAGUCGUUUCUCGAUAUCGUAACUUCUAUCUUUAUUGUGAUCGAUAAAUUAGGCGUGAAUGGAGAUAAAACUGAUGAAGUAACUGGAAUAGUGUUAAAGGAAACUUAUUGUCGAUUGUGGAAAAGUCAGGGUAUACUAUGGAGUUCUAUGACAGGAUCAACUUUCAAUUUGUGUGUUAUAUCAUUCGAGCGUUACCUAGCCAUAGUAUGGCCGUUUAAACAUGGGCGUCUCGUCACAAAGGGUCGAAUUAAAAUGUGUAUAAUAUUCACUUGGUUAUUAGGUUUUACAAUAAAAUUGUCCUCGAUUAUUCCUGUUCAUGAAGUUGACGAAAACGUUGAUAUUUGUCGAGGUUGGGUAAAUUGGCCAUCUUUAGAAGUUCAACAAUUUGUUGGCAUCUUCAUCAUAUUUAUCGAAUAUCUAAAUCCUUUGAUCUUUAUGAUUUAUUGUUACGCUCAUAUGAUGCUCAGGAUAAUCAGACAAACAGAUUCUGCAACUAAAGGUGUUAAAGGUGAGGGAAGUGGAAAUAAAUCGUCGGAGGAAAGGGAAAGACGAAUGCAAAGAGCUGGAAGAAACUUAUUCAAGACCCUUUUAAUAGUUGCAAUAGCUUUCGUUAUUUGCAAUUCGCCAAGUCAAAUUUAUUUUCUUCUUCUCAAUGGCGGAGUAAAAUUAAAGUUGGGAGCGUUGUAUCGUUUCUUCACGAUGACCUACUUUAUAAAUGCUGUUAUCAAUCCGAUCUUAUAUACGGUACAGUAUGAAGAAUUUCAGAAGGAAUUAAAGAAGCUCUUCUGUCCAAAGGCUUUGACCAGAGAUGAUUCAGAAACGGAAAAUAGUAAAUCGUCAUCAUACGUAACUAAUCAAACGAAAAUUAAUUAACUUUAAAGUAAAUAGAACUGGAUAUUGUGUUUGUCAGAAAAUUUUGUAUCCAAUCAAAGAAAACGAAAGAUAAUUAAUUACGAAUUAUAGAUGUUGUAACGUAUAGGUGGCACAUAACAAAUCAAUUUAGUAUAGUAAAACGAAUUAACAUUAGAAAUAAACGUAAGA